CGCCUCCCUCUCUUCUCCCUCUCUUCUCCCUCUCGCCUCCUUCUCGUCUCCCUUCUCGCCUCCCUCUCGCCUCCUUCUCGCCUCCCUCUCUCUCUCUUUGAUCUGUGGCUGUGCCUUUGUGGUAGUUGACGGGCUGCUGUGGGCAGCAGGGAUGAGUAGUUGAGCGUGAUCAAAGUGCCUGUUAGACCCCAAAUUGAGCGCGUCCUCAUCAUGUUGUGGACGAAAUGGGCAUCGUUGAUCGGGCUGCGCCUCGUUCUUGCGCUGACCCUAUCCACUAGCUUCGUGCCCGAUGAGUUUUGGCAGGGUCCAGAGGUGGCCUAUCGCAUGGUGUUUGGCCAAGGUCAUCUCACAUGGGAAUGGCAGGCCGAGCUGCGCAGCAUCGUGCACCCUGCCAUCAUUGCCGCUUUUUAUGCGCUUUUGAAGACGCUCCACCUCGACUACCCUGCACUCCUGGCCCGUGGUCCUUGGGUUGUGCAAAGUGUCUUGGUCGGCGUGGCCGACGGUUACACCCUCAAGCUGACCCGCAGCUGCUGGUUUAUCGCCUUCAACGGCUUUCGUUCCCUCUCUGGCUCCAUGGAUACCUUGCUUCUACCCAGUCAGUCCAUCUUGCACAAACUGAUGACCCCUCACCCACGAGGAAACGGCUCAUCCACUGCUUGGCUGCUCUUGGAGUCCAAGCCAUCGCCGAUCGCCUAUUUUACGGGCACUGGACCCUUCCCAUGCUCAACUUUGUCCGGUUCAAUCUACUCACGGUUUUGCUCUCUCUCUCUCUCUCUCUCUCUCUCUCUCUCUCUCUCUCUCUCUCUCUCUCUCUCUCUCUCUCUCUCUCUCUCUCUCUCUCUCUCUCUCUCUCUCUCUCUCUCUCUCUCUCUCUCUCUCUCUCUCUCUCUCUCUCUCUCUCUCUCUGCGACUCGAUUUUAA
Messenger RNA from Monosiga brevicollis MX1, 921 nucleotides. RefSeq lists its product as uncharacterized. Bases 211 to 921 code for a protein of 236 amino acids. The record is from RefSeq and is a predicted model, not a curated record. The transcript is spliced from 6 exons. Gene Ontology annotation, molecular function: glycosyltransferase activity. Lineage: Eukaryota; Choanoflagellata; Craspedida; Salpingoecidae.